CCGAGGGAUCGCUGUGGGAGGAGAGUCAGACUGCAUACCCCACCAUGAAUCCUACACACAGCUCCAUCUGCUGCAACUGUACACUGAAGGUCCAUGCACUGACUCACUUCUGGAUGCUGUACCCUCUGCUGUGCCUCGUCGCUGUGUCGCAAUGGGCAGCGGUUGCUGAGACUCUCUGCGGCUCAGAGCUGGUGGAUACACUCCAGUUCGUAUGUGGUGAUCGGGGUUUUUAUUUCAGUAAAAGCUCUUCAUAUAUAAAAUACAAGUACAGCAUAAAGAGACAGAGUAAAGGCAUUGUGGAAGAAUGCUGCUUUCGGAGUUGUGACCUGCAGUUAUUGGAAUCAUACUGCGCCACUCCCCGGACUUCGCGAUCUGUGCCACCUUUAACCACUGUCAAGCCCCAGGAUGAAAAUUUAAAGAACACAUCUAAAGGGAUGUCCAAGUCUGCCAAAUGGAUUUCCAAAUUACUGGGGCAUAAAACAAUGGCAGAAAGCAGACCCUCAGUGAGAAGCCAACAUGAAAUACAGGAUGCGAGUCCACCCCAGAGUCAAACACCUUUGAUGGUGCUGUUGAGCAAGUUGCCUAAGAAAGCUCCAGAACUUCAGAUAACAAACUCGCGAUAGUACUAAGGAAGGAGAGAAGGCAGGAUGCACUAGAUUCCACUGCCUUUGCUUUUCAAUGUUACUGUGAAUUCAACACCAGUGUUGAAACCUGGAAUGGAGAAUGGAGUUGGAAUGAACCAAUGCCUUUUCUUUCAUUGAAACAUUUUGCUCUUCGCUUUAUCUCAAGCCAAGCUGACCUGUUUCCCCAUUCUCUUCACCCACCACUUGCGCCCCACAACCUCACAUUCCCAACAUCCAGCCUAAGUUGGAUAUUGGAUUUACUCACCUCGAAAAAAAUACCCGUCAUAAAUUCUACAAUGCAAGGGGCAGAGAGAUUCCAAACUGUUCACUCUCAAAUUGCCCUCGGCCCAGUAACUACACUAUUCUUUAUGGGCUCUUUAUUUAAAGAACAUUGAAGAAAUUUGGACCAAAUUUAAUAUGAUGUAUCACACAUGAGCUCACAGAGAAUCUCAAACCUGAGCACAUGAGGAUAGUGUCAGUACAAACACCAACAAGGACCAAGCAGGAAGAGAACAGCAUCAAGGAACAAGAGCUUGCCCCUGGCCAUCUUGUGUUAUGACCAGUGGGGUCGAGCAGAGACAGUUGGUUAAUGAAGAUGGACUGGAAUGGUAGAGUGCUGUGAGGAGGUGUUGGGUGGGGGCUGAGAGGAUGUGAAAUCCUUCUCCCAUUUUCUGGACAGUUCUAGUGAUUAAAUGAUGAUUAUUCAAGAGGCUGGUGUGAAUACAUUUGCAAUGGGCACCAUUCUCCAGACCUACCAGUCUGUCCAAGUCAGGAGCAAACUGAAAUUGAAAGAUGUGCUCACAUUGGACAGUUCUGCAAAGCCUAUUAAAUGCACCUUAUUUAAUGUUGACAGUUCUGAAAACAUCACCUGCCAUUGGUUGAUGUCAGCAGGUGGUAUUGAUGUUGAUUGUGUGUAUAAAUAUCAAACUUCCUGCUCAUGUAUUUAAUGCCUAUUGAAUUAUUUGUAUGUAUCCCAUUGUAAUUCCUCCAGUAUUAUGUACCAGCAUUACACUUCAGUAUUACACUACUACAUUAUGUUUAAGCAUGACAUUACUAUAAUACAUUAAUGUCAUGUUACACUGCAUUAUGUCACUCUCCCACUCAUCCUCGGUACUCCAGAUGGGAACUUUACAAUCCAGAACAUUUUCUAAGAUGAAUGCCAUUAGUCCAUGAUUGCUUGGGCAUAACCAUCGAUGAUAUCAUGGGAUUGAGGUUCCAAUGUGUUUUUAAUGAGAUCAAUCCACUUGACAAACCACUGCUUUCCUUGACACCAGUGCUCCCUGGCACUAUCUCAGGCUGAAUCAGUUCAGAGCCUCAGCACCUCUUUCGCCGUGAACUCUGGCCCCAUAUUCAUGCCAACGCCAAGACGUUCAUCUCUGUAAUACCACCUCGGCUUUGCUGCAGUCUCAGUCUCAGUUCCAUCAGCUGCUGAAACUCUCUUCCCUGUUUUUUGUGGCAGCCACAAUUGCCUGGUCCCAAAUCUCUGAAACUCCCUCCCUAAACCUUUAUGUCUCUCUCACACACUCUUUCCUCCAUUUUGACUCACUUUGAAAUCUACCUCUUUGGUCAGGUUUUUGCUCACGUUUUUUCUAUCUUUUUAGAGCGCAACUAUAAUUCGUGCUCCUGUGAAACAAAUGGGACAUUUCAUGAGGUUUGAGAUGAUAUAUGAAAGCAUUCUGUCAUGAGAACAUUGAUAAAAAUGUCAUAAUAUGCACUCGGGAAAUUGACCCUGACUGGGUCAGACAUUUUUCCAAUAGCACCUUUGACGAUCAUUUCAUCAUCAUAAAGUGUCAGGAGGACAAGGAUUUUGUUGCUUGCUUUGAGUACAGAUUGCCUAGAAAUUAUGACCCAGAAAAAAUUACCUUGGCCCAAUGCGUCAUUUCUUGCCACUCUGCGUCAAUAUGGAGUUCUAGUUGCAUUUAGUGGCCUAUGUCCUGCCCGUCUUCUUAUGUGUCACCUACCCAACAAUUGAAUGGGUCCAUUCUCAUUAAUAAGGUGGGAAUGCUACCACCUGUAAAGAACAAGGGAGCUGAUAGCUUCAAAAUAUUUCUGUGAUUUCACUGGGAGUAAAGAAUGAGGAGAAUCUUCCUGCCUUUUCACAAUGUCGCAAGCAUAAAGCAACCGUUGAAAAUGUUCUGUUGCUUUGUGAUGGCCUUUGAGUUUGUGAUGAAUGAGUUUGUCAUAUUCUACUGUGAUUUAUUUAUAAUUCUGUACGCUUUUUGUGAAAUCGAUGCAUUGUACAUCAGCAGCAUUCUGGAACUGAUUUCAAAUUUUUACUGGACAGAAAAUAAA
Messenger RNA from Stegostoma tigrinum, 2915 nucleotides. RefSeq names its product insulin-like growth factor I. Bases 45 to 623 code for a protein of 192 amino acids. Lineage: Eukaryota; Metazoa; Chordata; Chondrichthyes; Orectolobiformes; Stegostomatidae. The transcript is spliced from 4 exons. Gene Ontology annotation, cellular component: extracellular region. Gene Ontology annotation, molecular function: growth factor activity; hormone activity. The record is from RefSeq and is a predicted model, not a curated record.